Molecule: messenger RNA, 1563 nt
Organism: Pteropus alecto (black flying fox)
Lineage: Eukaryota; Metazoa; Chordata; Mammalia; Chiroptera; Pteropodidae
Gene: TP53I3
Product: tumor protein p53 inducible protein 3
Exons: 6
Coding region: 381-1379 (332 amino acids)
Molecular function (GO): quinone reductase (NADPH) activity; NADPH binding; quinone binding
Source: RefSeq, a predicted model, not a curated record
UACCGCGUAAAUGGGCUAAAAGCCUGACCUGACUGGGAAAUGAACCGAGUUCGGGUCUAGUUCCCUAGAGAGAAGUAAGUUUUCUCUUCUUACAGAGAGAGAUGGAACAGCAUUUCCUGCCAAACCGAGAGAAAAACUAGUUUCCCGAGGCUCAAAGGAAAAGGAAAUUCGAUUCGCUGUCACUAGCUUUACAUUUUAAAACGGGAAGGAGGAAAAAGAAGAGAGGGGAAGGUUGGUUCUGGUCAGCCCCACCCCUUGCUCUGCCCAGAUUCCAGACGACUAGUAAGUCGCGGCCAAGGCAGUCCCAAGGGCCGGCAGGGACCGCAAGACCGCGCAGAGCCUCCUGGAGCAACCGAGUUGCCCGUCCCUGAAUAGGAAGCAUGUUAGCUGUGUACUUUGACCAGCCGGGAGGACCGGAAAACCUCUACCUGAAGGAAGUGGCCAAACCGAGCCCAGGAGAGGGGGAAGUCCUCCUGAGGGUGGCGGUCAGUGCCCUGAACCGGGCUGACUUACUCCAGAGACAAGGCCGAUAUGCCCCACCCCCAGGAGCCAGCAGCAUUUUGGGACUCGAGGCGUCCGGACACGUGGCAGAGCUGGGGCCUGGCUGCCACGGGCACUGGAAGGUCGGGGACCUAGCCAUGGCUCUGUUGUCCGGUGGGGGUCAGGCUCAAUAUGUUACUGUCCCAGAAGAGCUCCUCCUGCCCAUCCCAGCAGGACUGACCCUGCCCCAGGCUGCCGCCAUCCCAGAGGCCUGGCUCACCGCCUUCCAGCUGUUACAUCUCUUGGGAAACAUUCAGGCUGGAGACUCUGUACUAAUCCAUGCAGGAUCCAGUGGGGUGGGCACAGCUGCCAUCCAACUCACCCGGAUGGCUGGAGCUAUUCCUCUGGUCACAGCUGGCUCCCAGUACAAGCUUCAGAUGGCAGAAAAACUUGGAGCAGCUGCUGGAUUCAAUUACAAAGAAGAGGAUUUUUCUGAAGCAACACUGAAAUUCACCAAAGGUGCUGGAGUCAACCUUAUUCUAGACUGCAUAGGAGGAUCCUACUGGGAGAAAAAUGUCAACUGCCUGGCUCUUGAUGGUCGCUGGGUUCUCUACGGUUUGAUGGGAGGAGCUGAUGUCAAUGGGCCUCUGUUUUCAAAGCUACUUUUCAAACGAGGAAGUCUGAUCACCAGUUUGCUGAGAUCUAGGGACAAAAAGUACAAGGAAAUGCUGGUGAAGGCCUUCACGGAACAGAUUCUGCCCCACUUCUCCACGGAGGGUCCCCAACGUCUGAUGCCGGUUCUGGACAGAGUCUACCCCGUGACUGAAAUCCAAGAGGCCCAUGAAUACAUGGAGGCUAACAAGAACGUGGGCAAAAUCGUCCUGGAGUUGCCCCAAUGAAAGAGAGGGCAGUACAGGACACGGCUACCUCUGGUCUUCCCAGAGCAAACCUGUUGAAAAUUCACUACGUAGGCAAGACAGCGGCUGCUACUGCAGGCCUGUCGGUAACCCACUGGCCCUCCCCCGACCUCGUCAACUGAUCCAUGUAAAGUCGGUCUAAGGAAAUAAAGAGCGUGCACUCAAA